Messenger RNA from Peniophora sp. CBMAI 1063, 498 nucleotides. Lineage: Eukaryota; Fungi; Basidiomycota; Agaricomycetes; Russulales; Peniophoraceae. The record is from the annotation of a GenBank genome assembly.
AUGCAACGCGCACUCGACCGUUAUGACCAGGGCAUCACUCCUAGUGAGAUCUAUGUCAUCAAUCAGCUUGAGGCUAUGCGCCUCACUGAUCUUGCCUGGAAAGUGGUCACUGAGGAUACCAUUUGCCACUGCUGGGAGAAGACAGAUAUUCUUCCUGAUAUGUCUACUCCUCCUCCUACCUCCAACCCCCUUUCUGAGCUUGAGUGGUCUAUGUCUGACUCACUUGAUGCACUUGAGGAAUGUGAUGUGCUUCAGAAGAACAACCACAUUGACCUUGAGGAGCUUGUCAACUCAGCUGCUGAGCAGAUUGUGGUAGAAGAGACUUUAGAGGAGGAGAUCUGCUCAGCUGUUCUUGAAUGGCAUGUAGAAGGUGAUGUCAUUGCCAUUAUUGAUGAUGAGCCUGAGACAUCACUUCCUAGCUGCACAGAUGCAUUAGCUGCUGUUGCUACACUUCAGCAGUAUAUUUGGGUGUUAAUGGGGACUUUGCGUGUAGUAUAA